Penicillium canariense is the source of this 1575-nucleotide messenger RNA. RefSeq lists its product as uncharacterized. The transcript has 7 exons. Gene Ontology annotation, cellular component: nucleus. The coding region runs from base 1 to 1575 and encodes 524 amino acids. Lineage: Eukaryota; Fungi; Ascomycota; Eurotiomycetes; Eurotiales; Aspergillaceae. Gene Ontology annotation, molecular function: RNA polymerase II transcription regulatory region sequence-specific DNA binding. The record is from RefSeq and is a predicted model, not a curated record.
AUGACAGAGACAAGUGCGUCGGGCACGGGCACCGAGAAAAGCGCGACUGCAAAGUCCAGGGUUAGCACUGGAGAUGAAGGGAAGGAUACGCAGGCAAAGGAAUCGCAAGCAGCAUCUGCGGCAAAGUUCGAAACGACUGGCACGGGCAGUCGCCCCAGUAUCAAGAAGCCUCGCAAGGUGAAUCACGGUAAGGUACCGUUCACACAGGAUGCAUGCAAUACGGAUCUGGGCACAAUUUUCGGACCUGGCAUGUGUCUUUUGUCGUCGCUCGCAUAUGACUUGCGAUCCGGUACGACCUCCCUCCCUCGUUUGAGCCCAUUCCCGUUUCCUGUGCCCCGUGGAACCAGCUGCCAACGCCGUUGCAAACCAGAAGAUGUGCCUGCUGACCAGUUUCAAUUCGUGAAGGGACGGCCUUGCACCCGAUGUAUAAAGCGCGAUAUCGGCCAUCUGUGCCAUGAUGAGCUCAGGGAACCUACGAGACAGACGCAAAGUAAGCAAGACCAUUCGGCCGCAGACAAAGAAGGCUCCUCCAACAAUGAGCUGGCCAACGUUCAAGGUAUGCCUAGAACGGUCGACGUCCCGGAUGCUGCUGGUCAGAAAAUCCUCCCCGAUGGCACGAUCGGAAUCUCGCCUUCCUCGGCGCGGCCUGGGGACAUUCCCCCCUCUGGCCGGGGCCUCGAUUCCAAUUCUCAGUGGCUGAUGGCGUACAACGACUGGUUGGGUUCACAGAACCAGUUUCAGGACAUGCAUUGGUUCCAUCAGUCGUACAUGUUUAAUGCACCUAAGGUCACGAACGAGUACAAUUUGCUCGGUGAUUUUCUCAGUAACAGUCUGUUAAAUAAUAGGGCGAUGUUCCAAAAUCAGGAUAUACCGGGCAUCUACUCUGAUCCGUCGUUGAUGAACUCUAUAGUGGGGAAUAACAAGGCUCACGAGACAUACUACAUGACUGCUGCAGACCCGUCGGGAUCUGACCCCCCAGAGGAGCGCAUGAACAAGCUUCUCAAAGCGAAGUACGACGCUGGGUUGCUGAAGCCCUUCAACUAUGUCAAGGGGUACGCCAGACUCAAUGAGUACAUAGAAAAGAACAUGCAGAAUGCGUCCCGCCAAAGGAUUCUCCGACAGUUCGACAAGUUUCGGCCCAAAUUCCGAGAGCUUAUGUAUAGCUUGACGGAUGUCGAACUGAUCCUGGUGGAGAUAUGGUUUGAACAGAGCUUGAUGGAGUACGACCGCGUCUUCGCCAGUAUGGCCAUCCCCGCCUGCUGCUGGCGACGGACGGGCGAGAUCUUCCGAGGUAAUAAUGAGAUGGCGCAGUUGAUCGACGUCCCGAUUGAGAGUUCGCGAGAUGCUAAACUCGCCAUCCAUGAAAUCAUUACCGAGGAUCAGCUGGUUAGCUACUGGGAGACAUUCGGCGCGAUUGCUUUCGACAACUCCCGGAAGGCCAUACUCACCAGCUGUACUCUUAAAAGCCCUACACAUGAGGAGGGCGGGGCGAUCCCAUGCUGCUUCUCCUUUACGAUUCGACGAGAAAACCACGAUAUUCCAUCUCUCAUCGUUGGCAAUUUCCUCCCAACGUAA